AACCGCGGGAAUAUUUAUUUUGAAACUUUUAGUUAAAAUGAAAUCUUUUACAACGAGGAACAAGAAACUGUGUUAUAUUUGUCGCAGACAUUUCAAUGAAAUGUUACCAAAAAGUGAAGUUAAAGUUAUUAAACAAAAAAUAACAGAAACACAGGAUAACCUCCAAGAAUCUAUAAACGAAAAUAAACCACAGAAUACUUCAAAAGAGUUUCGAAUAAAUGAUGUAAAUAUUCAAAUGAUAUCAAAGAAUAUUUAUGAACAGCUGUUUCAAGUUCCAACAAAAACUGAUUCAAAUUUAAUUAAAAGUUGUCAAGACCACCUGCAAAGACAUGGUAUAAAUAUUAAAGAUAUUACUUAUAUGCAAGAUGUUGAAUUUCACUUACCGAAACUGGAAGGCAAAGACAUUGUAGAACAUUUCUAUAACAUUGGAGAGAGACAAUGUGCUCCUUACAGGGACUUGCUAAAUACAUUAUCAGCAUGCAGUCUUCCACAGUUGCCCAAGAAAUGGUUGAAACAGCAAGGCUGGACGAAAUACACAGCAAGUGGUGCCCAAUCUGUUCCCUAUCCACCAGAUAAUGCUUUGAUCCUUGAUGUAGAGGUACUUAUGAAGGCCGGCAAGAGGCCGACAUUAGCCUGUGCAGUCUCUCCUGAUGCUUGGUAUGGCUGGGUAAGCAAACCCUUAGCAAAUGGUGAUGGGCAUAAACAGUUUGAUACUGUAGAGUAUGAUGACCUUAUACCAUUAGAAACUGACGGACUAGAAUCUGGCAGUGAUCUAGAUAGACCGAGAAUAGUUAUAGGACACAAUGUCUCCUACGAUAGAUCGAAAAUAAAAGAACAGUACUGGCUGAAUAGAACAGGUGUCCGUUUCAUGGAUACGAUGUCAAUGCACACGUGCGUGAGCGGCGUCACGAGCUACCAGCGCACCGUCCUCAAGGCUAAGAACAAGGAACCGGAUCCAUCUGACGACGAUUGGAUGGAGAUCAGCUCAUUGAACAGUUUGACCGAUGUACAUAAGCUGUAUUGCGGUGUGCCGAUAGACAAACAAACUCGUGACGUUUUCGUCGAUGGCACCUUGGAGGAUGUUCAUCAGAAUUUCCAGGAUUUAAUGAAGUAUUGCGCCGGAGACGUGGUCGCGACUCACAACGUGCUGCGGAAACUUCUGCCUUUGUUCCUCGAGAGGUUCCCACAUCCUGUGACGCUGGCUGGCAUGUUGGAACUGGGUUCAGCAUACCUUCCCGUAAAUACGAAUUGGCAGCAAUACAUUGACUCAGCGGAAACGGUGUUCGAAGAUUUAAAAUUGGAAUCCCGACAGAUUUUAUCGUCUAAAGCGGAUGAAGUUUGUCGUUUGAUGGAGAAUGAAGCGUAUAAAAAUGACCUGUGGAUGUGGGACCAGGACUGGUCUGCGCAGACAUUAAAAUUAAAAAAAACUCCUAGCAAAAGUUCCAAAAAGGCUGAAAGUGAUAUUAAGCAACUCCUUAGUGAAAAAACAAAUGAAAGACCGAUAAAUACCGACCGAACAUUCGAGACCUUAAGUAACGAAUACAUUGAAAGCUUAGAGCGUGAUAACGAUAUUGAUCCAAAAAUACAAGACAUAAAUGAUUUGAAUAUAAAAUUUCGUCAUUUGUAUGAAUUAGAAAAGUCGCUGCCGGUGAAAAAGCCAUAUUUGGCUGGAUAUCCGGCUUGGUAUAGAAAACUAUGUACAAAGCCAGGCAAAGAUUUAGAUUGGAUUCCGGGUGCUAACAAUAUUACAACGAGUAUGCAGAUAACGCCAAAGCUUUUACGCCUCUCAUGGGAAGGCUAUCCUAUCCACUACAUUCAAUCCGAGGGCUGGGGAUUUCUAGUGCCGUUCAGUAAUACCCGAGAGGAAACUAAGGAAGAACCGGUGGUGCCAUUGGAGAAAUUACUGGAAACCUGCCCCAUGUUGCACUGCAAAGAGAGCCAAGUUCAGGCUGAUGUGCAAAUGCUACCUAAAACUGUAGAGGAAGACCUAGGCAGAAGAGCUUAUUAUGCUAGGAAGAAGAAAGAAGAACAGGCGACAGCUAAUCAGUACCACGGGUUGGGGGUUUGGUGUGGGAUUCAGGUACAGGGUUGCUGCCAUUUCUUACGCCUACCACACAAAGAUGGACCAAAGUAUAAAGUUGGUAAUCCACUAGCGAAAGAUUUUCUGAACAUGUUCAGUCAGAAUGUUUUGUCCGCGCAGGGAAACGACGCUGAAAAGGUGCUGUCAUUCGGUCGCAUGAUGUCGUACUGGCGCAACAACAGGGAGCGCGUGAUGGGGCAGCAAGUGGUGUGGCUGCCGGAUCACUUGCUGCCCGACCCUCUGCGGAACACCUUGCGACGUUACGGAGCCAUCGUACCGCAGGUGGUGGUCUGCGGAACUUUGACGAGACGGGCCUCCGAGCCGACUUGGAUGACGGCCAGCAACGCCAACAGCGAGCGUAUCGGUUCCGAGCUGCGGGCGCUCGUGCAAGCUCCGCCCGGGUACAAGUUCGUGGGCGCAGAUGUCGACUCGCAGGAGCUGUGGAUCGCGGCGCUGCUGGGCGACAGCGCGUCCGGCGUGUGCGGCGGCAGCGCGUUCGGCUGGGCCGUGCUCGCGGGCGACAAGCGCCGCGCCACCGACCUGCACGCGCUCACCGCGCGCGCCGCCGCCGUGCGCCGCGACCACGCCAAGGUCAUCAACUACGCGCGCAUCUACGGCGCCGGACAAAAUUUCGCCGAGCGCUUGCUGAAGCAGUUCAACCCGACGAUGACGAUAUCCGAGGCGAAGAGUAAGGCGGCCAAAAUGUUUUCCACCACGAAGGGGAGGCGAGUUUAUCGACUCAAGGAAAAGUUUUCGGAAGGUUUUAUCGAUGAGGAGCUGGGAGAUCGGCCUUUAGAAAUGUCGGCACACCAAGCGAUGCGUCUCGCUAAGCUCAGCGGCAAAAAGGUUGACGAAAUGUUUGAGCGCCCUGUGUGGGUCGGCGGCACUGAAUCGCAAAUGUUCAAUAAACUAGAGGAAAUUGCAGACUCUGAAGCUCCAGCAACGGCGUUUCUAGAAGGCAGGUUGUCUAGAUCGCUGGAACAAGCUGGUGGACGCUGGGGAGGCACUCGUCUCAACUGGGCCGUGCAGAGUGCUGCCGCUGAUUUCUUGCACCUCAUGCUAGUCAGCAUGGCACACCUCGCUCCAAGAGCCAGAUUCUGUUUAAGUUUUCACGACGAAGUGAGAUAUUUAGUACUGGACGAACUCAGAUAUGAAACAGCUUUAGCUCUACAGAUAACUAAUCUCUUCACACGAGCAUUUUGUUCUCAAAGGGUGGGUAUACAUGAUUUACCAAUGUCAGUAGCUUUCUUCACAUCAGUAGAAGUAGAUCAAGUAUUAAGAAAAGAAGCUAAUCUAUGUUGUACCACACCUUCAAAUCCCCAUGGCUUGGAAAAGGGUUAUGGAAUACCAGAUGGAGAAUCGCUAACUAUUUUUGAUGUUCUUGAAAAGUGUAAAUAAAAUUAAUAAUACCGUUA
Nymphalis io (European peacock) is the source of this 3495-nucleotide messenger RNA. RefSeq names its product DNA polymerase subunit gamma-1, mitochondrial (gene tam). The transcript is spliced from 18 exons. The record is from RefSeq and is a predicted model, not a curated record. The coding region runs from base 38 to 3478 and encodes 1146 amino acids. Gene Ontology annotation, molecular function: 3'-5' exonuclease activity; DNA binding; DNA-directed DNA polymerase activity. Gene Ontology annotation, biological process: mitochondrial DNA replication. NCBI's taxonomy places the organism in Eukaryota, Metazoa, Arthropoda, Insecta, Lepidoptera, Nymphalidae. Gene Ontology annotation, cellular component: mitochondrion; gamma DNA polymerase complex.